UGAGUGUGAGUGUGUUAAUGAGUGAGCGUGAUGGCGCGUGCAUUGACACAAAGGACGUUCUAGUUUGCUCAUGCUUUCCUCAUGCCUCGCGAACUGUACGGAAGAUACUGUAAGCGCUGUGGAUGGACACUACCCGUCCCCAGAUUCUCACAAGAAAAUCCCAAUGUUUAUAGUGAUUUUCCUGUCACUUUCAGAGCGUCGUUCAACUUAUGAAUUUAAAGAGUUAAUUGUCAGGACUACAUAUUCUAAUCUCGCAACAAUUUCAGUCCUAAAUUACAUUGAACUCAACACUAGUUAUCAACCGUUUUUACUUUGUCGUUCCGCCCUUCGACAUUCUAAUUAAAGAAACAGGAAAACACAUGCAGAACUAGAGCCAGCGUGGGCCCCGCGUCUUUGUUCCCGCGUCCUCUUCGUAUGUUGAAAGUGUGCUUUCUGGGCAACCGGCCUCGGACCUGAUGUAGUGUAUUGUUUUCAUGUAAAGAGACUGGCAAUUAAAACUAUUUUUGUGCUACCUGAUAGCUUACGACCAUGAAAUAUAAAGACGUGUUUUGUAAAUUACCAAGAAUACUGAUGAUUGCCAUGUCUGUUUCCGUCAAUAGCCUCCCAUGCACAAAUGAAGCAAUAACAAGGUAAGUUUUUAAAACGUCUUAGUCACCACAUAAAUUCUUACAUGCUCACAACCUGGAUCAGAUACACUGUUUUACUUUCAUCUAGAACUAGCGUACUAGUGUGGUCAAGCUUCAGCGGCUGGGGACUAGAGGUUGACGGCUGCAACAACACUCAACAACAGGCCUGCUACAACCCCCUUGUCAGAUACAACCUUCUCCUGCCCCCUGAGGACGCUCACCCACACAACCCUAAAGAUGGGGAGGGACUCACCCUAACUGUCCUCAACCAAAGGAAUGCUGCUGUCAUCUUUCACAAGGUGUUCCCGCUCGGCUACUACUGGGCGCACUAUGCUGACCUACAGUGGCACUUGGAUCGCGUGGCACCCGGACGCAUCCUCGUCCUCACGGUAGCCGUCUCUGGCACUGUGGGGCUCCGCCAAGCAGCCCACCAACUCGCUGGCCUCGGCUCCCUCUUCGCCUUGCACCUCACGCCCAUGGCACACUGGACCUGGGUCUUCGUCAAGGGCGGCCGCACCAUCUCGGAGACAGUCAUCCUUCAAGGACUAGCUCAACACCAAGCGCACCUCGUUCUGCCCCUCUCCGAUGUACCCACGCCCACUGCUCCCUCCAAUCAAACGCUGCAACAACAACGCUGGCACUACUGCCACCUUCACGCUGCCAUGGGCGGACUUUGCGAUGAGCACACUCCGGACCCACUGCCACCGCCCCCGCCGCCUACCCUCCAGCACCAAUCCGCCCUCGCCGAUGUGCCCGUCGUCGUCACAGCCGGUGCCCGCCACCAGUACCUCUACCACACCCUCAAUACCCUCCUCACUGCCCCCGGGGCACAACGUAACAACGUGCUCGUCGUGCUUGGGGACGCACCACAGCCUACCACACAACUGCUACGUCUCAUCAACGUCAACUUCACCAAAGUUCCUGUUCACGGGGAAGGCAACCUCAAACUCUUCCGUUACUACCGUAGCGUCCAGCUGGUGGCUCGCACCUUCCCCGACGCCCCUGCAGUCAUUUUCCUGGACGAGGACGUCGGGGUCUCCCCAGACUUCUUUCCUUCAGAGCCAGACUCUGUGGCUGCUCCGCGAGGCCCCCCACACUCUACUGCAUCAACGGUUUUCUAUACAGGAUAUGAAGGUCGAGCAUUGAAAGUUCCCUACUACUUCGAGGAUCUGUUCAGGUUCAAUGGGGCUAUGCAGUUUCGCUUGAUUUUAUUAGAGAAGCACUUGCAUCCUGGGAGCAUGCCACAUUAA
Molecule: messenger RNA, 1876 nt
Organism: Penaeus monodon (black tiger shrimp)
Lineage: Eukaryota; Metazoa; Arthropoda; Malacostraca; Decapoda; Penaeidae
Biological process (GO): protein O-linked glycosylation via N-acetylgalactosamine
Cellular component (GO): Golgi membrane
Molecular function (GO): beta-1,3-galactosyl-O-glycosyl-glycoprotein beta-1,3-N-acetylglucosaminyltransferase activity
Source: RefSeq, a predicted model, not a curated record